UGGUCUGGACAUCAGCGCCUCAUCCGCGCUUGCAGACUCCAGCCAUGGCGGGGCCUGAAUGGGAGUCCCUGGAGCAAUGUUUGGAGAAGCACCUGCCACCCGCAGACUUGAGGGAGGUGAAACGCAUUCUCUAUGGCAAGGAAACCAGGAAGCUUGAUCUGCCCAGCAGGGCUUUUGAAGCUGCCUCCGAAGGGGACUUUGAGCUGCAGGGGUAUGCCUUUGAGGCCGCAGAGGAGCAGCUGAGACCACCUCGGACCGUGCGUGUGGGGCUUGUUCAGAACAGAACUCCCCUGCCUGCAGAUGCCCCUGUGGCAAAACAGGUCACUGCGCUUCAUAGACGCAUAGAAUCCAUCGUAGAGGUGGCCGCUGUGUGCAGAGUGAACAUCAUCUGUUUCCAGGAAGCAUGGACUAUGCCCUUUGCCUUCUGUACGAGAGAGAAGCUUCCUUGGACGGAAUUUGCUGAGUCAGCAGAGGACGGACCCACCAGCAGAUUCUGUCAGAAGCUGGCAAAGAAGCAUGACAUGGUGGUGGUAUCUCCUAUCCUGGAACGAGACAGAGAGCACGGGGACGUUCUGUGGAACACAGCCGUGGUGAUCUCCAAUUCCGGAGCAGUCCUGGGAAAGACCAGGAAAAACCACAUCCCCAGAGUGGGCGACUUCAACGAGUCAACUUACUACAUGGAGGGAAACCUCGGACACCCCGUGUUCCAGACUCAGUUCGGGAGGAUUGCGGUGAACAUCUGCUAUGGGCGGCACCAUCCUCUCAACUGGCUCAUGUACAGCAUCAACGGGGCUGAGAUCAUCUUCAACCCCUCAGCCACCAUUGGAGCACUCAGUGAGUCCCUGUGGCCAGUAGAGGCCAGAAAUGCGGCCAUUGCAAAUCACUGCUUCACCUGUGCCAUCAACCGAGUGGGCAAGGAGUGCUUCCCGAACGAGUUUACCUCUGGAGAUGGGAAGAAAGCUCACCAGGACUUUGGCUACUUUUACGGCUCGAGCUACGUGGCAGCCCCGGAUAGCAGCCGCACUCCCGGGCUCUCCCGCACCCGGGACGGGCUGCUGGUUGCUGAGCUCGACCUGAACCUCUGCCGGCAGGUGAAUGACAUCUGGAACUUCAAGAUGACCGGCAGAUAUGAGAUGUACGCUCAGGAGCUCGCUGAAGUCGUCAAACCCAACUACAGCCCCAAUGUUGUGAAAGAGUAGCUGGAUUUUAGCCCCUGCCCGCCAAGGAGGGCACCUCUGCAAGUACAUCAGGCUUUACAAAAGCCCAAGUUCCCCCUGAUGAUGUCCUGAUAACACGGUUGGUUUAAAAAUGUUCCAGGUGGGGAGGGUAGAUUGAAGAGUAACUGCAGUGGGUAUGAGGUUUCCUUCCUGGCUGAUGAAAUGUUUUGGGCCUACACAGAAGUGAUGGUUACACAACACUGUGAAAGUACCCAUGUGAAAUGCCACUGAAUUGUAUACUUUAAAACGGCUAAAUCUAUGUCAUGUGAAUUUUACCUCCAUUAAAAAAAAAAAUCUCAGGCACUGAUGGUGCAGGUGGAUUUGCACUUAGACACAUGGGAUGCCCUAGUUCUGAGGUUCCUCUCUUCCUCUGUUUAGACCGUUGGCAACCUGAGGGUAAGGGUGGGAGCGUAUGUGCAAGUAGGGGAAGCUGAGGCUGAUCCAGAGUCAUUGAGCUAUUGGGUGGCUGUGGGCAGGGGAGACAGUCACUGGAUGUGUCAACAUGGCUCUGUCCCCACAUAUUCAAUCAGACGCUGAUCUGGGUGUUGCUAUGAAGGUAUUUUGUAGAUGUGAUUAAAGUCCAUAACCAGUCAACUAAGCAAGUGAGAUUAUUCUAGAUAAUCUAGGUAGGCCUGAUUCAAUCAGUCAAAAGGCCCUC
This is a messenger RNA of Mirounga angustirostris (Northern elephant seal), 1875 nucleotides long. It is a transcript of the gene UPB1, whose product is annotated as beta-ureidopropionase 1. Gene Ontology annotation, molecular function: beta-ureidopropionase activity. Bases 45 to 1199 code for a protein of 384 amino acids. The transcript is spliced from 10 exons. The record is from RefSeq and is a predicted model, not a curated record. Lineage: Eukaryota; Metazoa; Chordata; Mammalia; Carnivora; Phocidae.